AUGCCCUACAACAACACCCCCAUCACGCCCUCGACCGAGAUCACCGGCACCGUAUCCCUUCCGCUCGCCAGAGUCAAGAAGAUCAUCCAUGCCGACGACGACAUUGCCAACUGCUCAAACAACGCUGCCUUUGCCAUCACCGCUGCGACAGAGCUCUUCCUACAGUACCUGGUAGAACAGACGCAGAAUGUUGUCAAGGCCGAGAAGAAGCCCAGGAGGAACAUCCAGUACAAAGACNCCAGUGCAGUCGCCCGUGUAGACAACCUCGAAUUCCUCGCCGACGUCGUGCCCAAGACUGUUAGCUACAAAGAGCACAAGGCCAAGAAGCAGAGAGAAGAGAAGGAAGCUGGACAGACGACUCUUCCCAUUGUCGCUACUGCUACCACCGCCACGGCCACUCUCCCUACUGCUGUUAUCCCCGCUCAGACCGACCCCGUCCCUGCUCCUGUCCAGGCUCAGCUUCUGGAUCCCAUGGACGAAACCUCUUGA
This is a messenger RNA of Aureobasidium vineae, 489 nucleotides long. The record is from the annotation of a GenBank genome assembly. NCBI's taxonomy places the organism in Eukaryota, Fungi, Ascomycota, Dothideomycetes, Dothideales, Saccotheciaceae.